Molecule: messenger RNA, 951 nt
Organism: Triticum dicoccoides
Lineage: Eukaryota; Viridiplantae; Streptophyta; Magnoliopsida; Poales; Poaceae
Exons: 3
Coding region: 1-774 (257 amino acids)
Cellular component (GO): mitochondrial matrix
Source: RefSeq, a predicted model, not a curated record
AUGGCCAUCCUCGCCGCCGCCCGCCGGGCCUCCUCCCUUCUCCUCCUCCGCGCCUCCUGUGCACUGCUUCGCCCCGCUGCCUCUCCUUUGACGCCAAGAUCGCCUUGCUCAUCCCCCUACUUCGACAGCGCCAAGAUGGCCUUGCUCAAAGCCGCGUUGGACUUGGACUCCAUCGCCGCCGAGACCGGCUCCUCUGCCUCCGCCGCCGCACAGCACUCCCUGCGCGCCGCGGCCGAUUCCCUCGGCGCCUCCACCUUUGACGACCAUCUCGUCCGCGACAUCGACUCCACGAUCAAGUCAUCCACCCGUCCCACCAAGAUGCAGGAGGCCGAGGGUUUCUUCCCCUUCAAAAUAGUACGUGAAAAUAGGUUGCUCAGUAGCAGCAGUACCCUUGAUAUUACUCUUGGAAGAACUUUUGAGGGUGAGCAGAUUGAAAUUAGGGCUUACACAUUAGGCUCACACUACCAUGAUAACGGUAUAAUCAGCCUAAAUGUCACCGUCUCCAAGAGCAAUGGCUCGGACCUUUUAUUUUCCUGCUCUGCGUAUGCCGAUUAUAUCACCAUCGAUUCCAUGAAGAUGAAGGGGCAGCUUGAAUCGCAUAACGGUUUCGAUAAGCUUGAUAAGAAUCUGCAAAAGUCAUUCUACAAGUAUCUGGAACUACGCGGCAUCACGCCAACAAUGGCCAAACUGUUGCAUGAGUACAAGAGGGACAGCGGACCCCGCACGCAGCACUUGUGGCUAAACAAGCUGUCGGAUUUCAUCAAGAAAGAUUGAUCUUCAUCUAGUGAAGAUCGUAGGGCAGCAUGAUCAAGACUCCUACAAUUUCCUCUUCCGGAAGAAUUUUUCUUUUAUCCGUGUGUUUAAGAUCCAUUUUUGUAACUAUGAUUUUGGUGGCAUUAAGGCUAGACCUACAUAGAGUUAAAACCAUGUUAAUUACCGUUUGUUUAUUCA